Molecule: messenger RNA, 1548 nt
Organism: Stylonychia lemnae
Lineage: Eukaryota; Ciliophora; Spirotrichea; Sporadotrichida; Oxytrichidae
Source: the annotation of a GenBank genome assembly
AUGAAUACGUCAGAACCCUAUUAUAACUAGGAUUAAAAGCAUUCCUAACAGAAUAAGAGUUUGAUUGAGCCUUCAGUAAAUCAAUUUAUUGUUAAGCAAGAACUAUAAAUAUCUCAAAAGCAAAUUGACUAAGAAACAUUUAAUGUAAUCACUAAUACUCGAAGAGCUUUCUCCAAAAGACCUUCAAUUGUAGUUCAAGACUCUAUAGAUGAUUAGUAAAAGGCUUUCAAUUUAACAUUUAAUGAAAUAAAAUAGUUUUAGCCUUAAUCUCAAAGAGAAAAUCAUAGGAGAAGUAAUCAUCUGUAGCACCAAUUAGCAGCGUUAUCACUUUAGCCUGAAGAUUCUGUCAAGCAUUUACAGAUUGAUCAAUUGAAUAGAAUUUAGGAAAUUUCGGAAAAUACCCUUAAAAAGUAUGCACCAAAUAAUUUUGCUUCAAAUACAAGUCUAAAACUAAGAGAGCUAGAAAAUUUGCUAGAUUUAGGUUAUAGUAAAUAGGAAAUAAUCAAGUAGAUGCAGAUUGAAGCAGAUCCAGAGAAUAAUAAUAAGGGGACAUAUAAUUUUUCUAAAAACGACUCUGAAAUAAAAUUGAUAAAGCAGGGUCAAUAACCAAAGCUCAAAAUCCUGUUAUCAAAAUAAUAUAGAAAUAUUUUCCAGCUUGAAAAACCUUCUUUUAAGAAGAUGAGCCCAUCAAAGUUUUUCUCUAAGUAUAAUGAAAUAGUUGAAAGAUAUGUGUCCCCUGAUUUAGAUGAUUAGCAUCAGGCUGACAUUAUCAGAUCAAAGUUGAGAGAGCUAAUCACUUUCAAGAGGAAAAAAAGGUCACUUGCAGACUUUAGUAUGAGUAGAUAGGAUUCAUAAUAAGGACAGCAUUAAUUGCAUAAAAGCCAGGUAUCAGGACAAGGAAGAGUCAACAUUAAUUUUCAAUAAGUCAAGAAUCCUUUAAUGAAUGAACUACUAAAGAGUUAAAGAGUAAAAUCAGUUAGAAAUAGCAUUGAAAACUCUUAGUUUUCCUCAAUUGACACAUCUAAGUUUAUAAAUAAUAGUUUAUCUAAGAUAAAUAGUGUUUCGGAUAGUACUAAAUUCCUAUCAGUCAUCCCGACUAAUAGAGUAGGGAGUCAAAAUAAAUAUAAUCAUAGGAGAAAUGAGAGUUUCUCAAAAAUCAUGAGUAUUCAAUAGUCUUGCGAAUCCUAGAUUUAGCUAAGCUAAAAUACAGUCAAAGAUUUUAAAUCUUUCGAGAAAAAACAGAGUUAAUUGCAGGAGGAAUCUCUAAUCCUGCAAAGUUCAAUUCAUAAUUUGCAAAAUUUGCAAAUGCUCGGAGAUAAUUCCCAAAACUUUGAGGAAAUUAAGUAAGAUGUAGCAUUUGAGUGUCAGCAGGAUAAAGAACAGCAAAUGGAUAAUGAAACCCUAGAUAAAUACAUUACAGAUAAUAAGAAGAAUUCAUUAUUUAUUGCAAGAUACGCUAAAAGGAGAUAGCUUUGGAAACCUGAAAAGUUUAAAUACAGUCGAAAAGUAAAGAUUGCUGAGAAUUACGAUUAGCUUCUAAGCAAGUGA